GGGCGCUGCCGACGUGCAGUUUUGAACACGUUUCCGGCAGUUGCGGCAACUCUUUCGUGGAGUUUCUUCAGAACGUGCGCAACAACAGAAGUGUCGGGACCAUGAGCGAGAAAGUUCGCGCCGGUGGCGUCCACGUCCGCCCGAAACCGAGACCCCGCCGUGCGGUGCAGCCGCCCUCCUGCAGCAGGACCCUGCAGCAGGCCUCGAGCAUGGCCCUGUUCGUGGCUGCAGGUCUCGCCACCUCUCAAAAUGGUCAAUCCUCCUCCUCGGAGGUCUUCUCCACUGAGUCCGCCCCGUGGGGAAGUCUGAUCCCCAACACUGUGAAACAUUUGGGGCCGGCAUCGAGUCGCUUCCGGCUCAACACUCCCCCGCCGCUCAUGUGCACAAGCCCGGCUCCUCCCAAUCAAGCGGACCCCUUCCGGCGUGGGCCGCACGCGUUCAGGGACCUGGGCGGCCCCACGCAGAUGUCCCGCGACGGCGUGCGGACGGUCCUCCGGCUGAGCCCGGAGGAGGACCAGGCGAUCACUUGUCUCCUCAAACUGCGCUACCAAGGGCCGGAAGACUCUCGGGUAAGGUUGCGAAAUAUCGUUUUGGAAACUUUCCACGGGAAUGAAAGGGAAUUGACUAAAUCGAAGGAGGCCCGGGGUGGCGUCGGUCCGACGGACGAGCGGACGCCCGGCGCUGCAGCUGCGCCUCCGAGUGGCGCGGGAUGGAAGGAGUUCAGGCAAAUCGACGCCGUGGAGCAUUAUGAGGAAUACCUGCUACCGAUCCCGCCGCCAUCCAUGGAUGAGCGACGUCCCUGAGGCCGAGCACGUACGUCUUCCUGUCUCUUGGGGAACGAACAGCAACAACCUUGAGUACCCAAACAACCGUUCUGCUUGUUAUUGUUGUUUGACACUUUUAUAAUUACUGC
Phycodurus eques (leafy seadragon) is the source of this 913-nucleotide messenger RNA. RefSeq lists its product as uncharacterized. The record is from RefSeq and is a predicted model, not a curated record. NCBI's taxonomy places the organism in Eukaryota, Metazoa, Chordata, Actinopteri, Syngnathiformes, Syngnathidae. The transcript has 2 exons. The coding region runs from base 102 to 803 and encodes 233 amino acids.